This is a messenger RNA of Daldinia decipiens, 2639 nucleotides long. RefSeq lists its product as uncharacterized. Gene Ontology annotation, molecular function: nucleic acid binding; exonuclease activity. The coding region runs from base 416 to 2440 and encodes 674 amino acids. The transcript has a single exon. The record is from RefSeq and is a predicted model, not a curated record. Gene Ontology annotation, cellular component: nucleus. Lineage: Eukaryota; Fungi; Ascomycota; Sordariomycetes; Xylariales; Hypoxylaceae.
CUGACUUGAAUGUUCAAGUUCCAACUCUGAUGAGAAUCCGAAAUACAUCAUUAGGUAGCAUUCUGCCUUCUAAAUACGUAGAACCAAGAAAUUCAGGACCGGUCAUCCUAAAUAUCUCAUUGUUAACGACGGAGAUAUUCAUCUUCUAACCUACUACACGCGUAUUGGGUCUUGUUCCCCGGGGAGUUUCUCGCGUUUAACGCAUCGAUUAUUUCGAGACUCGGAUUGAACAGCUGCAAGUGACAGCCCACAGGUGUUGAUUCCCCGUCUCAACCAUAUCAGGAACCACCACCUUGUUUUCAUCCUUGACUCAUCGACUUUAUUGUCCCAUCUCAUCAUCUCACCAUCUCACCAUCUUGUCCUUUGACCUGUUUAUCCGCCACCUCGUCGUGUAGAAUCCUGACGUGUUUUCAUAAUGGCUGGCUCUCUCGCGGCGCUUAAGAACUUACCUUGCCCGGCAGGGGAUGAUUGUAAUGCUUUUCAGUGCCUUUUUAAGCAUACCAAAGAUGCUAAUAUAGCUGCCACUGUCAAAAGCUCUGAGCAGUCACCCGCCCAUGCAACCGCUACGCCAUCUUCAGAUCAAGCCUUGCCGAGAAAAAGAAUUAAAUUGGACUCAACAUCGUCCUCAUCGUCACAUCUAGAACCAAAAGAGCGGCCACCUACAGCAUCCGGGAAACCUGCGUCAGCACAGUCUCAGAUUAAGAAACCUCAAGGGGCCAUGUCUCUUCAAACCGAACCGGCAGUUGGUAAAAUGCCCAAACCUCUACUUACUACAGACCGGAAGCGCCAUAUAUCAGCCGGAGAAGCUAGCCAGGUCGAUAGUAGACAAGAUGAAAGCUUGGUUGGUAGCUAUUCUUCUAAAGCUCAAGGAUUAAAGAGUUCAUCAAACUCCACACGCGCGCACAACACCCUAACACCUUCCCCUGCGGGGCAAUCAUCUAAGCCAGUACCUAAAGCAACCACUAAGAAACCAGAAGCACUAAAUCCCCGUCUCCUCAAGUCAUCACCAGCUAAGCACGACACCCGCUUGAAACUCGUCAAGGCUCUACAUGAACAAUACGUCCGCUUGAACACUGAGUUGAAGAAGGAUGCCGAUAAAGGAGCAUCUAAGCUGGUUCUUUCCGACCAGGAACUAAUCGUGAAGACGCUUGAUGACGAGCAAGAGAUGGCAAUCAAGCGAUUCCAGAUAUAUGCCAAUGCCAUAAGGAACAAAAUUAUGGCCUAUAAGCGCAUGACUGUUGUCCAAUGGAAGGAGGAAAGGAUGUCAGCUACUAAAGAUGAUAACGUACAGAACGAAGGAAAUGCACCAGCUGCGCCUGAACCCAUCAUUACUGGGUUAACGCCGACUCAGGAGGUUGAUUUCUUGCAUAGAUUGGUCUGGCCUCUGGAUGGUCUCGAGAAGUAUGGGUAUGUGGCUUCCAUCCCGUCAGCCGAGGACAUCGAAAAAGCCAAAGAGAGCGUUGAGGCUUCCGGUAACGUGGAGGUGUGCGACAGGUGCACACGACGGUUUCAGGUCUUUCCUGGUCGUAGGGGAGAAGAUGGAGCCUUGACAUCUAAUGGUUCUUGCACAUAUCAUCCGGGCAAGAUUUAUCAUACGGAGCGAGGAGCUGGCAAGUUGGCGAAAAGCCAGAAGAAAUAUCGUUGCUGCCACCAAAAUGUCGAUGAUGACUCGGGAGGAUGUACUACAGCCCCUACUCACGUCUUCAAGACAACAAAUCCUAACCGGCUUGCGAGUCUGCUCAACUUUGCUGAGACCCCCCCUAAUCCGAAUAUCCCUGCGGAUAGAGCCGUGUGCUUCGACUGCGAGAUGGGUUAUACCGUUUAUGGGCUUGAGCUCAUCCGACUGACGGCAGUGUCUUGGCCUAGCUACGAGCUGUUGCUAGAUAUCCUUGUUCAACCAUUCGGGGAAGUUUUGGAUUUGAAUACUCGUUAUUCUGGUGUGACUCCAGAGGAUAUGGUUUCUGCCGAACGAUGGUCUCCAGGAGACGACCAUAAACCAAAUUCCACUACGUCUGAGCACAAGCCAAAACUUAAACUCGUGCCAUCCCCUAAGGCGGCACGAGACCUCCUAUUUUCGCUUAUCUCUCCGUCGACCCCUCUUAUAGGACAUGGUCUUGAGAACGAUUUGAAUGCCUCCCGAAUUAUCCAUCAUACCUGUGUUGACUCAGUCCUGCUAUUUCCACAUAGGCGAGGCUUACCACAUAGAAACGGCCUUAGGAUGUUGAUGGAAACACUAUUAAACCAGAAGAUCCAGAAGGAAGCGGACGAGACUACACCAGAGGGACACGACAGCGCAGAGGAUGCCAGAGCUGCGGGCGAGCUGGCCAGACUGAAGGUGCGGGAUGAGUGGAAGGAUCUUAGAAUGAAGGGUUGGUCUCUACAAGACGGAGAGAUCAUUCCGCCGGAUGAAGCAUGGACAGUAGUAGGAGCAAAGAAGUAAGGCAUCCAACGGAGGAAUUAGCCCGUUGUUCUACGUACGAUUGUUAAAGGUUGCUUGAUUAGGUACCUACCUAUACUGCGCGGCGCUGGUAGUUUCGUUUAGCUAGUGUUAUUUUCUUAGAGCGUAUUCCGUUGCGUUAAUGGAUUCGUCUAGAUGGGACAAGGAAUGCAGACAUGAAUAAAUAUCUAAUCAACAAGGA